Molecule: messenger RNA, 948 nt
Organism: Mesorhabditis spiculigera
Lineage: Eukaryota; Metazoa; Nematoda; Chromadorea; Rhabditida; Rhabditidae
Source: the annotation of a GenBank genome assembly
AUGCAAGCCUUUGACAGCUAUUUCAAUAUUUGUCUCCGGCUUGUGACGGCUCUACUGGCAAUCGGGACCAAUGUGUUGAUCGUCUACACCAUUCAACGAUUCCCGCGUCUCCGCGCGAAGCCCUACAAUGGACUCAUCUCAAUAUUGGCCAUCGCCGAUCUAUUCGUUGGUGCAGGUCUCUUGAUUCGCGUGGUCGAAUCGAUUGUGAGAGAGUUUCAAGGGCAAACGAUGUACAGCACUCGAGCGUGCACAAUGCUGGGUGCUCUCCAUCUGUUUGGCUAUCACAUGAAUCAGAUGGCGAUCCUUGUCAUUGCAGCCGAUCGGUUGUACGCCGUGUUGUCGCCGAUUGAGUAUAAGAAUCGAGACCCAACACCCUACGUUUUGCGCAGCUUCUUUAUCGUGCUGAUCCCAGCAAUCGUUGGAAUUGCAAUAAGAUUGAGUGAGCUCGAGUUCGAGGACGAUCAAACCGACGUGUGCAACUUGAGCACCACCAAUAUUGACGGGCUUUUCGCACGUUUCUGGUGGACCCCAUUCUUCAUCGGCAUCUCGAUCGCCAUUUUCAUAAUCUACGGCGCAACAAUUUGCGUAAUUAGAAAAGGGUUCCGCGCGGAGGGCAGCGAGCGCGAAUUUUCUCGACAGCGGAAAGUGUUCGUGACGAUAUCGCUGGUGCUGCUCACCUACAUUUGCUGCACAAUGAUGCCGGCGGUUUUCGUGUCGAUCGGGGUUUAUGCAAGGGCAGAUCCCAGCUGGUUUUCCGCGGUCUGCAUCUACGGUGGUCUCGUUUCCGGGCUGAACUCGGCGUCGAACAUUUUCAUUUACGGCUGGAAAUACGAGGAACUGCGGAACGGGAUGAUCCAGGUGGUAACCUGCCGCCCGGCCACCAUCCAACGCGAAAACAGCUCCUACAAUGUGCUAAAUAAGCAGGCUCGCCGGGACGACGUUUUUCUG